CUUGGCUCAUUGAAGUUUACUUUCCCUUAGGGCUCUGUCUCCCCCUGCUGGCCGAGAAGUGAAAUUACUCACAGCUCCAUUAGUUGGGUCUGAACAAGAUCAUACCCAUCGAUUGUGCUUUUUAUGGGUAUUAGUGAGUCUGUCAUUUCGAGCGGCACGGAAUGGAGUUACAUGUGGUUAAAUUUUCUUGCACCCAGCGCAAGUAUUACUGUCUGUGGUCCUCUUCUCAGUGAAGGCGCUAGAAACAGAUAAUCCAUUAACCUGCUAAACAAUUUGCUCAUCAGUGGUGCACACCAGACUCGAGGUUUCAGCUCAUGCACCCUUGAAAACGGACCGUUCUGCCGGUUUGGUCUCAAUUCUGUUUCUUCUGAGGACAAAAAAAUGAGCCUGGCUUUCUGUCGCGCUCCCCGGAAAAACGCGGGCAGCCGCAUGUCCAAGCUGCUGGAUGCAGAAGAAGAGGACGAGUUCUACAAGACCACCUAUGGAGGCUUCAAUGACGAGUCUGGAGAUGAUGAGUACAAAGGAGACCUUUCAGACACAGAGGAUGAGGUGGACAGUGACUUUGAUAUUGAUGAGGGAGAAGAACCUGACAGCGAGCAGGAGGAGGACGGACCUCGCAGGAAGAGCAGAGUUGUAACUAAGGCCUACAAGGAGCCCAUUAAAGCUGUGAAACCUAAGCCUAAGCCAAAGAAGCUGAGUGAGCUGCCCAGGAGAGUAGACAAGAUCAAGACUGAGAAGCACAAAACUCUCGAGCUCCAGGAUGACAUCAGUAAGAACAGGAAGUCUGUGCGGCAGUCCACUACCGAGCACACACGGCUAACCUACCUGCGACUGCAGGAGCGGCAGGUGGCUCCUCGUCGCAAGAAGGGCACUCGCCAUGAGCGUCCUUUGACUCAGGCAGAACUUCUAGCUGAGGCCAAGGUUACAGCAGAGAUUAACCUACGCUCACUGGAAAACUAUGAGCGUCUGGAGGCAGAUAAGAAGAAGCAAGUCCACAAAAAGCGCCAGUGUGUGGGCCCAGUCAUCCGCUACCACUCUGUAUUGAUGCCUCUGGUGUCCGACCCCUCUUUCAAAGAAGAGAAUGUGGAUGUGGAGGGGUUGGACCAGGACCCCCAGCAGUCUCUUCCUGGCUCUGGAUCUGGAGCUGCAGUAAUGUCCCAGUCUGAGGCAACCCUCUCUGGCCAACCAGUGUCCAUCUCUGCUCCCCCACCACCAGGAGGCGGCAGGUGCUCUCGCACCUACAUCACCUUCAGUGAUGAGGACACCUUCCAGUCCUACUUUCCUAAGACCUCCGCCCCACGCGUCCCUGUCAAAGAAGUGUGCCCAGUCACUCACAAACCAGCCUUGUACCGCGACCCCAUUACAGACAUUCCAUAUGCCAACGUGAGAGCCUUCAAGAUUAUCCGUGAGGCCUAUAAGAAGUAUGUGGCAGCACAUGGCCUGCCAUGCCCUGGCACUACUCUUCCAGCAGAGCCCACUGCCAAGAGCCUGCGGCAGAAGAUUGUCAUCAAACAAGGCAUAUGAGGAUACAUGGAUAGAGACAGAUAUCAGAAAAAACAAGGAAAAGCUGAAUUUUUCUGAAACCUAAUAUGCUUGCCCUGUUUUUCCUGCAGCCUCAAGCUAAUCAUUAGUUAAGAAAGUACAUUUAAUGUUUACAAACAUCACUUUAAGUAUAAUUUGAACUGCACUGACCCCAUGAAAGGUUGGACGGGAGUGUUAAACAAGAAUUUAUUUUUUAACCUGUCAUACAGGUAAGUCCACAAUGAGCUGCAGGCUGUCACUUCAAUCUCUGUCACAUAUUUCAAAAUCACAUACUUGUUCGCUGUCUGGGAACCGUGCACUAAUGUACUACUGAUUGGUGAAUGUUUCUUUGCUAAUUCUGAAUGUACUAAUUCUGUGAUUAAACUGUUAAUAGUGUAGGAUAGUAUAUACUGUGCAUGAUUCAGUGUUGUGUUGAUGAUUGUGUUGCACUUUAAUGACAUUAGUAUGUUUUAUGCUAUUUAUGUUCAAAAAGCUUAAAUCGUAUUUUACAGUGCUCAUUACUGCUGAUAAAAACUUGAAUGUGUUAAACAAAACUGAUGAUAUACUGCAGUAUUUAUCAAAUAUCCCAGUGCUCUGCUGUUUUGCUUUAGUUUCUUAUACUGGUGUUUUGCUUUCUUUUUUUACUGUGUGAUAAGAUUUCCAAACCCAAUUGAAGAACCCAACCUGAACAUUCUGCCAUUUCAGCUUGCCCUCAUACCCCCACUCAUGCUGUAUCCAAGGCCUCGAUGGCUCUCUGUCUCUGGGCU
Messenger RNA from Pygocentrus nattereri (red-bellied piranha), 2288 nucleotides. RefSeq names its product vacuolar protein sorting 72 homolog b (gene vps72b). The coding region runs from base 382 to 1524 and encodes 380 amino acids. Gene Ontology annotation, cellular component: nucleus. Gene Ontology annotation, molecular function: ATP-dependent H2AZ histone chaperone activity. Lineage: Eukaryota; Metazoa; Chordata; Actinopteri; Characiformes; Serrasalmidae. The transcript has 7 exons. The record is from RefSeq and is a predicted model, not a curated record. Gene Ontology annotation, biological process: regulation of DNA-templated transcription; chromatin remodeling.